Messenger RNA from Stereum hirsutum FP-91666 SS1, 1498 nucleotides. RefSeq names its product cytochrome P450. The record is from RefSeq and is a predicted model, not a curated record. Gene Ontology annotation, molecular function: iron ion binding; oxidoreductase activity, acting on paired donors, with incorporation or reduction of molecular oxygen; monooxygenase activity. NCBI's taxonomy places the organism in Eukaryota, Fungi, Basidiomycota, Agaricomycetes, Russulales, Stereaceae. The transcript has 9 exons. The coding region runs from base 1 to 1461 and encodes 486 amino acids.
AUGAUCGGGAAAUCCUCCUGGGAUUGGCUAGGCUUUUUCUUCCCCGCAUUCGAUUUAAUCACCCUCAAUGCAUGCAGAGCGAACCUCAUCGAGGGAUCGUCCAGAUACCCCAGCGGAUGGUUCCGAAUACACCUAUUCCCUUUCGGCACAACAGUCGUAGCGAAUGGUCCUGAACUCGUCGACGAACUCUGUAACGCGCCAGAUGACGCGUUCUCGCUUGCGGAUUUUGCUGAGAAAAUCCUUCAUAUUCGAUAUACCAUCUCGCCAACACUCAGACAAUCUCGGUAUCACAUUCCAAUAGUCCGAAACACGCUUACGCGGAAUCUUGGGGUUCUCUUUUCUGCUCUCGUCGACGAGAUGAACGCUGCGUUUGCCGAUUCUGUGUUUAAUUUCGAUUCCGAUAUCGGGGCAAAUGGACGGAAAGGGGAGGGCGAGUGGAGGGGCGUUGUGGUGCAUAGGAAUAUAAUGAAGCUGGUCUGUAGGGUGACGAACAGGGUAGUCGUUGGGGCGCCAUUGUGUCGAAACCGGGAAUAUCGCAACUUGAAUAUUGAUUUCACGAUGGACGUGGCGAAAAGAGCGGUCUUUAUUAACCUCUUCCCAGCGUUUCUUCACCGUCUCAUAGGCCCCCUACUCUCUAAAACUAAGAAAUAUCAACGUCAAAUGCGGCGUCUUGUGGGCGAUAUGAUUGAAGAACGCAAGGCAAAACUCUCCAAGGAUAAACAUUACGAGGACAAGCCGAAUGAUUACCUGAUGUGGCUCAUCGAGCAGGCUCCAUCAGGGGCCGAAGGGACGACGGAAGCCCUCAUCGUCCGUCUGCUCCAGAUGAAUUUCUCGUCGAUUCAUGCGACCAGUAUGACCUUAACACACGCGAUCUUCUAUCUGGCCACAUAUCCAGAGUACAUCCCUCUUCUGCGCGCAGAAGCCGAUGCGGUGAUUAGCGAGGACGGAUGGACGAAGAAGGGUAUGCAGAGGAUGAGGAGGUUGGAUAGUUUCUUGAGGGAGAGCUCGAGGAUUAAUGCCGUCACCCUUACUUCGCUCAACCGUUACGCCCUCCGGGACUAUACUUUCCAAGACGGGACUUUUAUACCCAAAGGCACCUUUGUUACCGCAUCGCUUCAUUCUCUUCAUAUGAAUGACGGGACAUACGAGGACGCGGAGAAGUUCGAUCCGUGGAGGUUUGUCGAGAAGGGGGCGAAUGAAGAGGUUUUGGAAGAGAGCAUGGCGCGUCAGUUCACGAGCACGAGCGCGGAAUAUCUGGCAUUUGGCUCGGGAAAACACGUAUGCCCAGGGCGAUUCUUCGCAGCGAACGAGAUCAAAGCAAUUCUGUGUUACUUUAUUCUGAAUUAUGAUCUUAGGCUUCCGGGUGGUGUCACAGAGCGUCCGCCUAACCAAUAUUUUGGAACGUCUGUUCUUCCGAAUCAGAGGGCCGAGGUUUUGUUCAGGCCACGGAGGAGGGCGUGAGCGGGGAUGUAAUCGAUUCAGAAGGUGAUUAUUUGGG